CAUCUGCAGCAUCAGCCUCUGAGCUGAGCGACAGAGGUACCGCUGUGGCGCAGGAGAAAACACCGUUAACUGAGCACUGGACGGAUUUAUUAGAUUAUUUUUUAUUUUUUUAAUUUCGUCUCUGUUUUAUAUGUCUGCGUGUGCGCUCACGCAGUUUGACCUGCAAUGCCAACACGAACAAAAUAUCUCUUCUCCGAGCACGGGGUCAUUAGAUAGCUGAAAUUAUACAAGUCUUUCCACACUGAGCUGCCAUCACAGGAGAGGACAGCAUUUUUCUUUUUUUCUUUUUUUUUUUCCAGGGGAGACGAGUCUGGUCGAGGAGACGAGGCCCGAUCAGGAUAGUGGCUCUGAUAUAAGUGAUCCGAUUAAGGAUAAUUACCAUUAGACCAUUAGUCUGGUCUCUAUUAAAUACUGGUAUCGUGUAGCCUGUAAGAGGUAGCCAUUUGUUUCCUACCGUAGCGCAUGCAAAUUAAUUAUAUAUGCACUGGCAUGUAAAUGUAUUGUAGACGUUAAUUCAGUAGCUGGCAUGUUGCACUCAUGAACACACAUUUAUUAUAACCUCUGAGUAUCUGUGCUGUCUGUAAAUUGCCAACAUUUAGAGCAGAGCAUGUGGCCCCAGGCAGGUCUAAUGAUUGCUCUGUGCAUCUCACACUAGCAGGACCUCAGGGAAAAAAAACGAGAACCAUAACCUCAGGGUGCGGAUCUGGGGAUCACUGUGAGUCAACAGAUAAUCUGGAUCGUGUCAUAAGCUACUUGAUACAUAAUAGCAGAAAGGUCAGUGGGUGUAUAUAAAUUCGGAGUGAACUGUCUCAAAAGGAGCAAUAAUUUGAGGCAAUAAAUUCUGCAACCAACAGGAAACCUGCUGGCUUGAGCCAAAGACCUAAGUGGUUCCACAGGACAGUAAAGUUACGUGUAGACAGUUUGCACUUUACAAUGCAUGUUUAGCUGCUAGUUGCCACCAACACAUGAUAUUAGCCUGCACUUUAAAAAAAACAAAACAAGUACAGAUAAGCUUCUUAAAAUCUAUAACAGAAUAUUUGCAAAUAUCCAUUCUGCUAUUGCAAACUUGGAGGUGCUCAGUUUGUGAGUGUCACUAGGGCCUGUGAAAGCUUCAAGAACCAUUUUAGGAUUGUACUUUUUGAGGCCCUUCGUCUAAUAAAACAUCCGGAGACAUGGCGCUACCACGCAUUCUGCUCUUUGCCUUUCUCUGCACGCUGUUUGUGUACCAGUGCCACGGGGCCUGUGCAGAGGUGGACUCGGACACUGAGGCUGUAGCAGGCAAGGGCUUCAAGCUGGGUUGCAUCUCCUGCAAGAGGAGGAGUGAGGUGCCAGGUUCUGCCACCAUCGAAUGGCACUUCAGGGCCAAAGGGGACGCUGACUUUGUUCUGAUCUACACCUACAAUGAGGAGGGCCCCACCAUUGAGCACGACCAAUUUCUGGAUCGCGUCGACUGGAAUGGAAGCAAAAGGAGCAACGACAUCCAAGAUGCGUCCAUAUAUCUGCUGAACGUCACCUUCAACGACUCGGGCACCUACAGCUGCUUUUUCAACCGCAUCCUCUUCUACGAUAACUACGAGUACAAAGACGUUGUCAGCAAAGUGGUCCACCUCUCUGUGGUGGGAAAAGCCACCAGAGGUACGGCUUCCAUCGUGUCAGAGGUCAUGAUGUACGUGUCCAUAAUCGGCCUGCAGCUCUGGCUCCUCAUAGAGAUGAUUUACUGUUACAGAAAGAUAGCAGCAGCUGGGGAAGAAGCCUUACGAGAAGCCGCAAAUGCUGAAUAUUUAGCAAUAGCCUCGGAAAGUAAAGAUAACUGUGCGGGGGUGCAGGUCGGAGAAUAGCACAGGCUUUCUUCACGGACUGAAAACAUCCUUCCACACGGUGACCUGCAUGACGACAACCUGAGGGAAAAGCUCUUCAUCUCAAGCAUCUAUUUUUCCUUCUCCCUGACAAACAGAACAAAUGGAUAUGACACACUACGAGAGCAUGGUACCAGCACUGUAUAUAGUACUCUGUGCACAAAAGCAUGUUCUGCACUUAUAUGAGAAACCAUUAUGCAUUAAUGAGCCACAUCAUCUGAAGCAUAUACUGUACAUUCAGUAUUUCCCUUUGAGUAUGUGUAGUCAUGCAUUUAUAUUUGAUGUAAGUGGUGUUCUGGGGGAGGUUUGCGGGGAGUCCACGAGGCUGAUCGUCUGAGAAAGCUUUUUACUAAAUCAUCACCACGUAAUGUAUAAAUGAGACACACAAUAUGUAUUGUAAGUAAUUUAUAAAAUAGAAUGUGAUGAGCUACAGUAUUUCCAAGUUAACUGCUAGUUGUACAUUCAGUGAAACCUAAAGAUGUAUUAAUAAAAAUGGAAAACAAAAUGUGA
This is a messenger RNA of Archocentrus centrarchus (flier cichlid), 2366 nucleotides long. It is a transcript of the gene scn1bb, whose product is annotated as sodium channel, voltage-gated, type I, beta b. The record is from RefSeq and is a predicted model, not a curated record. Lineage: Eukaryota; Metazoa; Chordata; Actinopteri; Cichliformes; Cichlidae. Gene Ontology annotation, molecular function: transmembrane transporter binding; sodium channel inhibitor activity. Gene Ontology annotation, biological process: sodium ion transport; regulation of heart rate by cardiac conduction; cardiac muscle cell action potential involved in contraction. Gene Ontology annotation, cellular component: voltage-gated sodium channel complex. The transcript is spliced from 6 exons. Bases 1173 to 1838 code for a protein of 221 amino acids.